AUGGAGUCGUCCACUCAAGGCAGGCUGGACCUCCUACGCAGCGUCACUGGGGUACCCACAAAAAAGGAGAUCAAAAAACUAUUGAAAACUAGUGGAGUUGGUGGCCGCAUUUCGGGUGAACCGAAACUACCCGCUCAACCUACUAGGGUGCCACCAAAUCUGCUGCAGAUCCGUUCAAUCAACAUUAAUGGUCAGGACAUCAAAUUGGCCGACUACGGAGAAGUUAUCAUUGCUAACAUCUCAAGCGCUGAGAGCUUCGAGGAUCUAAUCACCAGUAUGGCCGAGCACUGGAAGCCAAACAUGUACAAGCUGAUGCUCCGAAUGACGCAGACCUUUGUGGAAAGCACCAAAAAGGAGUUUUGGCUGAAGUACCACCUACCCACGGAAUCGGUGCUCUAUCAGAUCAUUCGACAAACACUGAAACUCCAUGCGAGCUUGGACCACAAAGAAGUCUCGGAGGCAUUGCCCGAUAUUCUGAGAAGCGUGCGCUGCUAUUUCGCCUCCCGCACUCCCCUUUGUCCAGCAGAGUUUCUGAAGAAGUGCCCCAAGUGCGUGGGUUACUACAAUGAGG
Molecule: messenger RNA, 571 nt
Organism: Drosophila guanche
Lineage: Eukaryota; Metazoa; Arthropoda; Insecta; Diptera; Drosophilidae
Exons: 1
Source: RefSeq, a predicted model, not a curated record